UGCAUGACCUUGAAGUCGCACAAGUCAGAAUUCGUUAGAUGGAGCCUCAGAUACUGCCCUUGCUAAAACUAACAUCAUUAGAUAGUCCUCCUAAAUUCCUACUAGUAAAACUUAUAAGUUUAGUUAACGUCACUUAAUUUCAGACUCUUCAAUCUGCUGGAAAGUUUGUUAAAAAGUUAAGAGAGACAGAGGCGAAUGUAGUUGACUCGCAGGCUAAUCGUUCCGGUUCUGAGGAAGAGCACAGAGCAUUGCAGGCUGGGCUGCUGUAUUUGGCACUCACUGAGCCGGAUCCAAGGCACUCAUUCUGCACGGAUAUUGUAUUGACAUCUCGCGACAAUUUAACCUACGUCCUGUCAGAGUUAACUCGCUUGGUGGCAGAGACAUGGCCGAAAAUGACUAAUACUGUUCGGUCUAACGCUAUAUCUUUGUUAGGUGAACUUAUAUCAACGAGGACUGCAAGUGUCGAGGUCUUAAUGCUGCAUCUUUAUCGACGAAUGACAACUGGUGAUAUUAGUCCACCAAAUCUCUGGCUCAUAGAUGUUAUGGUAGACCUUUUGGAGAAAAACAAAUCACAGUGGUCACCUGCUCAACCACCAGCAGCAGUGUCUCCUAUUCCAUCUGUCGUUUUACCCAAGCUCCGACAGAAGGAAUUGAGUUUAGUUGAAGAACUUAUUCGCAAGAACUUUGACCGCUGCGCCCAAAUUGGUCGAGACUUUAUUCGUCUUUUACAUGGUGCUGCGCGACUAGAACCUAUAAAGCGUUUAUGGGAUGAUAUCCUCCAAAACAUUUCAUCUCUGUCUUCUUGUUUUUCAAAUCUUUCUGAAAUAUUGGAAAUCACAACGCCUCAGUGUUUCACUCAAACUCUUAUUCCACAUGAAAUGGAACAAUGGGUUCGUUGGAUGAUGAAGAAUGUCCACUGCGUGCCAAGAGUGCCUGUUCACCGGUAUCAGGACUUUUUCCAGCGAAAAUUCUUCGCAACUCCAGAAAGUCAGAGCCUUCGCGUAUGCCUUCUACGAUACGUAGUGACUUACUUCUAUCCGGACAAUGAAAUGUUAGCUUCAACAUUAAUACCCCGAUGGAAUGUAGUUUCUUGGAUUCUAUCACAGUCUACGUGUCCUGUAGCUACUGCUAACGCCAAACUGGCUCUUUUCUAUGAUUGGCUGUUCUUUAAACCUAAUGACUGCAUAAUGAAUUUAGAACCUGCUUUAUUGGCUAUUAUGAAUCAUCUCAACCCACGUUCCCAAUUGAUCGCAUUUUCACUGGUUGAUUUUUUAAUCAAGAUUGUUGGAACUUAUCACCCACCUAUGGUCGAAAGAAUCGUUUUAGGCGUCCGUGCUGGUUUAGAAGAAAUGAUCCGUUUGGGUGUUGUUAAAAGCAUUGCUCCACUUUUCGAAUUUCUGCACCGUUCUUCCUCUACGGAUUUGCUGCGGUCGCUACGUGUUUUAUUGGGUCUUGAUCCCCCUAGUACCUUGCCGAAUACAGUAGUCUCACCAGUUGACAGCCCUAAUCGCAUACUCCCUGAGAAGUGGAUCGGACCAGGUGAUAUGCCAACGGUGAAUACGAAUUCAAGUCCUGUUACAACCAGUGCAAUUGUGUCUCGUAAUCAAAAUACCACACCUUUACCGAACUCAAAACCUCUAUCCUCUGUGUUGACAACAGAUAGUGGACCACCAACAGAUCCUCGUUUGACACGAGGUCAUGCUGCCAUUAUUGCUGGAGUUGUUCCACCAAGUAUGAGUUCUGUGGCGACUGAAAAUGUAAUCAAACCUGUUUUGACAGCAUCCGAAACACCUCCAAUACUUCAAACAAGUGUACCGAUGGCACAACAACAAAACCCAGGCCUACUGAUCCCAUCGCAAGAUGACGUGAAAGCCUCAAUUAUUCCUGUUCGUAACACACUACCCUUAUUACCAACCUUACCUCGCAGUUCUCAACAGUUGGCAGAAGCUCAGAUAACAGAUGAUGAUAUGGAUAUUAUGGAAAUAGAUAUAUUGGACAGUAAACCAACACCCACAAGAACCGCCACCUGGAGUCCUCCCCCAAUCGAAAGUCGGCAUGUAAUCAAGAAAUCUGCCGAUCAUGAACCAGACACACCAGAUUCCCUAGAGUUUAAAAUCGAUAAUCUUCGACGUCGGUUUCAAGAUUACCAGUUGAGAUUUCAUUAUUUUGUGGAAUCUGUUGAUGUUAAUUCCCUGAUUAAACAACUUGAUGGACCAAUACGUGCUGCUUUGGAACAAUUCCGUGAUGUGGCCAAAAAUGUUGGUUUGAUACGUAAUUCUUCAAUUGGUUUAUGCGCUUCACAAACAUUGGAGGAUUUGGACAGUGGUUCACAUGAUGAAGAGCAAAAGUCCUCUGUGUUUCUGCGUUCUCCGUCUGUGCUCAGUGAUUUGUGUGAGUCAAUGGAGGCUUUAAUUCAAGCAGUACUUGUUGAAGAUAGCUUUGAUGAUUUGGAAAUUGCUGGUAGAACUGCAGCUGUUGUAUGCGAAUUAUUGUUUUGUCUGUUCGCUCAACGACUUAUGCCUAUUGGAGUUGAAUGGUCUGAGGAGCACCUGGAGGAUUGUUUGGCAUUCCCCAUAUUUGUUCCAUUUCGUCAUCUUUUGCAAAUGAGUCCUGGUGAUCCUAAACGUGAAUUACUCUUAUUAUUGUUAACAGAAAUGCAAAGCCGACAACCUCGACUUGGUUAUCACUUGCUAUUUUUCCUUAAAAUCAGCAAGUUAAAUGAUGAGAAAAUGUCAAUUUAUCGUAAUUUUUGUGCAAGUCAAGAGAAUCCUAAUUUACGAGAUUCUUUGUUUAAGGACAUGCAAUUACUUUCGGAUGAUAAUCGUCGUUUGUUCGCUUAUCUGCUUCCAGAUGUAUUCACUGUAUUUUCAUCUGAAUUAUCUGAUGAUACUGAAUUUCUUCAACUGAUUGUUGCUACAAUUGAUCCAGGAAUGUGUAAUUCUCUUAUAAGUGAAAUAGUUCGUGGUCAUUUGAAUCUUUUUCCAAAUAAUGAUUUGACAAGCAUUUUAAAUGCCAGUCUCGAGUGGAAUUCUAUCGAACAGCUGUUUUUCUGGCAAUUAAUUAAUGCUCAUGAGAUUCCAACCAGUCGAUUUUUACCACUAAUUCGUUCAGUCGAUUCACUGAAACACCCUGAAGCAUGUUCCAAUUUGAUUCUUCUCUUGAAAUUGGAAAAGCCUAGUUUUGAGUUAGUUCGUGCCUUAUUAUCUCGUCGUAGUCCUAAUGAUUUAUUAUCAAUGACAGCAUUACAUUUCUGGAGUUGUCCAGAUAAUCAACACUCUGGCCGUUUUUCAAGCAUCUUGUGUUCCUUGAUCAGUACGCCUUUAGCAUCAGUUAAAGAUUCAAAUUCCGUUAGUGGUGGUACUUCAACUAAUAGUGGUCAAAAUAUGAGAGAGAGUAAAGAGAGACGUCGUAGUAGUUCUUCAAAAAAUCAACUAUCACCGGAGAAUUGUGUUGAUCUUUCGCUUAUUCUUACUCACUUGGAUUCUCUUCGCAGAAAUUGUAAAAAUAUCUCAUGUGAGUUGUAUAAAAGGCUCUUUUACAGUCUUGUAUAUUGUAUCCUAUUUUAGAAAAAUUAACUGAUGUCUAUUUACGAAAGUAAAUUUUAUUUCAUAUUUUUACUGAGUCCCAUUAUAAAGGUCAGAUUGUCAUUCAAAAAAAAACUCAACCAAAGGAUCUGAGUAUGUACGCGUUUUCGAAAUUCUGCUUGAUGAUGAUAGCGUUGUAUACCACAAUAGUCAGUGGAUUUAUCCAAUUUAAAAUGACGAUUUGUUUCUUUCAGAUGACAGUGCCAUAGAUAACAUGACUAAUGGGCACAUUUUUCUCACAGUAUACUUUGUAGCACACAAAACAGUUAUAUGUUUAGUUAUUCAGAUAAUUCAAACUUUGUAAUUAAUGAUUUGUGAAACACUGUUUAUAUUCUGUCAGGAAGUAACGCAGACAAAUUUAUUCCUUUUAUACUAUAGUUUAGUAUCAGUCUAUAAUUACUG
This is a messenger RNA of Trichobilharzia szidati, 3986 nucleotides long. The record is from the annotation of a GenBank genome assembly. Lineage: Eukaryota; Metazoa; Platyhelminthes; Trematoda; Strigeidida; Schistosomatidae.